AUAUAAAUUGCAAUUUAUGUGUCCUAAUUGAUUUUUCCUUGCCAAAUGCAUUUUUGUUCUUUCCAGAUUUCUAUUUUAGUGUUAAUUCCUCUAUUAGUUUCAUCCACUAGAUCUGUCAAUUCAGUUCUGGAUUGAAAAUCUGGAAAAUAUUUCAGAAAUGAAAUGACAUUUUAAAAACUGCAUUUUUUCACUUAAAUUAAUGAAACUAAUAGAAGCCACUUUAGUUAUGAUUUUGUUAGCUUUCUGCAACAAAUUAAGCAAUCCAUGAUCAUAUUGAGAAUUCUUAGCAAUAAGAAUUAGUCCCUUGAGGUAAUGGACAUUGCUUGUACCUGUCAUCGUAUUCUUGUUCCAAAAACCUUUACUGGUUUUUCUUUUGUGUCUCAAAAGGAAGAAGGAAAGAGAAAACUUUCACUACUAUUAUCUAUUUUUUGAUGUUGAGCUUCUUGAGUUCUGAAUCCUUUUAUUUGUUUUGUUGCUACUAGUUUCAUUGAUGUCUUUUAAUCUUGUACCUCUGUUGUGGUGUUGAUGGAAGCAACAGACCUGGAGAUGGUGAAUUUUGUUAGAAUUUGUGUGUUCUUGACUGACCUUUUUGCCCUUGUAUUGCCAGCUAGUUUUUGUAGACUUAGUUUCAGCACUUCUAAUAAAACAUAAAUUCUUCUUGAUAUGGAUUGACUGAAUUAAGGCCCUAAAAUUUCAUUUCAUCGUGUAAUAUUUUUUAGCCGAUCUUUCAAAGGUAUCCACGGCCUGAGAAGGAGUACCAGUCCUCUCUUAUAUAGAAUGACAGGUCACUAGAUUUGAUUUGUAAAGAUAAAGAUGAAGCUGAGCAAUGGUUUAUUUGUUUAAAAGCAUUAAUUUCGCGUGGUCAUCAACGGAAGUGGAGAAUAGAAUCAAGGAGUGAUGGUAUUCCAUCUGAAGCUAAUAGUCCCCGAACAUACACUCGAAGAAGUUCUCCUUUGAACUCCUCAUUUGGUAGCGGUGAUAGCUUGUAGAAGGAUGAUAUGAAAGUGUUUUCCCCACUUGUGGAAGUCCAACCUAUUACACCAUCGCUUGAUAAACUUUGGGAUCAGCAUGAGGGUGCAAAAAAAGAUCAUCUUCGAGUUGAUAAGAAACCUUCUUUGCUCUUUCCUUCAUCGAAUAGGAGAUUUCCUCUUUCAAAGGAAGGAGGUGGCAGUGAUCAUCCAAUUUUUGACUGGAAACCUAGUUCAACUUCCAAACAGCCAGACAAGUAUGAGUUACCUAACAAGUUCAAACCUGAUCUCGACAAAUUUACGCAACAGAGACAACUCCUCCAAUCAAGAGUCUUCACUGGGAUUUCCAGAGCAUAUCCCCUUCAGUUCUAUGUCCCUUUCUCUAGGAACAAAAAGUACUACUUUAGGGCAGUCUAACCUUGAUUCUCUGGGGUCUGCAUUAAACCACCCUCGAAAAUUUACCACUUAUGCUGAAAGGAUGAGUACUAAUCUGGCCUUUAGUGAUGGAACAUCCCUCUCGGUGGGUUCACCAAAAACAAAGAAAACAGGAGCUGAAAUGAGAGAAGAACUGUUGAAUAGCUUGUUAUCAAGGACGAACACAUUAUCUGCUACAGAACAAAGGACUCUUCCAUAUGCGAAUGGAGGAGUUUCACAACCCCCGAGAAUCCCAUCUCGACCUCACACACAGCAGGGGUCCUCUUUUACACUUCAGCUGUUUCAACGCACUCUUGAAGAAACUCUUGGUGCCUUCCAGAAAUCCAUUCAUGAAGAUAUGAGGAACCUCCAUAUUGAAAUUUUAAGGCAGUUUCAUAUGCAGGAGACAAGGCAAGCCUUUACACCAGAGCAAAUAAAUGAAGCAUGUUAUGUUGACAUUAAUUCCAACAAGGCUGUCUUUGACAGUUUGAGGAAUAACCCAAAAGUGAACUAUGAUGGGAGGUGCUUCGCUUACAAGUCCAAACAUGCUCUGAAGGACAAGAAUCAACUACUCAUCCUAAUACGUAAAUUUCCAGAGGGCAUUGCUGUUAUUGAUCUCAAGGAUGCAUACCCAACUGUCAUGGAGGAUCUACAGGCUUUGAAAGCUGCUGGUCAAAUCUGGCUGUUGUCGAACUUCGACUCGCAAGAGGACAUAGCCUAUCCAAAUGACCCUCGAGUGCCAAUCAAGGUUGAUGACGACCUGAAACUGCUAUUCCGGGGAAUUGAACUACCACGUGAUAUGAUUGACAUUGAGAAGAAUCUUCAAAAGAACGGGAUGAAGCCCGCCACAAACACUGCAAAAAUCUAGACUACACAUUAAUUUGUCAUUAGCAUGAUCCGUUGAAAAAUAAUGGUGGAUCUUAUUAUUUUAUAGAUAUGAUAGGUCCUAUAUUUAUACAUAUGGUUCGUACGUAGGAGG
Molecule: messenger RNA, 2361 nt
Organism: Camellia sinensis
Lineage: Eukaryota; Viridiplantae; Streptophyta; Magnoliopsida; Ericales; Theaceae
Source: RefSeq, a predicted model, not a curated record